Moneuplotes crassus is the source of this 1674-nucleotide messenger RNA. NCBI's taxonomy places the organism in Eukaryota, Ciliophora, Spirotrichea, Euplotida, Euplotidae. The record is from the annotation of a GenBank genome assembly.
AUGAACAAAUACCCAGAAAGAAGGAACAUCAGCCUCAGUAAUAAAGAAGAAGGUCCAGAGAAAAUUAUCAAGAAAGGAGUAAUACCUAAUUCUAACAUUCGGAGUCCUCAUAAGAAAAUUGUAUCAUACAAAACUCUUAACAGAAGAUCCAAGUCUAGAGUGAAAGCUGACCUUGAAAGUGUAGAUGAAUCCUUAGAGGAACCUGAGUCAUUUCAGAGUAAUUUGAGGAAUAGAAAAAUCUUAAAUACUAACGAUCCUCCUCAGAGAAAAAUGAUCGAGAAACCCUUCCAACAAAUAAAUUCAAAUAAAACAUUUGAAAUGGAGAAUAUUGAGGGAAGUAAGACUCCUAAUAACUGACAUAAUGAAGAUCGUUAUAAGCAUGAGGAACCUCAAAAGCAAGUAAAUAGAAAGGAAAGAGAGAAUUAUAAUAUAUCUUAUAUCGAACAGAAUAAGCAGAACAAGGAUAUUUCUGGAUUAAUGACAAACAAGAAUAUGUUAAGCAGUUAUAAAUCCCAAAAGGCACUUCGGAAAUUCAAGAAGUCUCCUCAAAGAGAAUAUUCGCGGAUAAAACAAAAUCUUAACAAGCAAGCCAAAAGUCCUGCUGAUAAGCUGCUCAAUAACUAUAAGCAUAAGCAUGAUGACAUCAAGUCCAAGAAAAGCUCUUUGCGUCCGUCUCCUCAUAAAUCAGUUAAAACUCUCAGAAGCACUUCGCCUCCGUCUAAGUUCGGCUUGCAAGAUGCUGAGACUCCGAUGGACAUGUACAAAAUGAAGCGAUUCCAGCACAGAAAGCUCCACAAGCACAAUCCUAACAUUGUGAGUCAGCUUAAGCAGCAGAAUGACUCGAUUGAUGAUGCUCCGAAAGCCAACAUCGUCCGUCCAAGCAUCAGCAGAAUCAAGUACGGGUCACAGCCUAAUUUGCACACAGAAGAUCACAAAGAGCAUCAUAAAGUCGAAGACAGCCUCAACAAGCUAAGUAUGAAAGCCCAGUACAAAAACCCUAAAAUCAAAGACUUGUUGUCAGGUCGCAGAAUGCCAUACGAAGAAGCUUUGAAUUACAGCAGUCUGAGUCAGAGCAAAAGCCACAAGUUCUUGUCGCCGAAUGCAUUCUCAAAGCUCCAGCAUGACAAAGCCAAACACAGAAACAGAAAAGACAGCAGGCUCGAGCACAGUCCGAGCCAGCAAAGUGUGUUCGAGCGGCUUCACAACGAGAAAGCCGAAAAGCUACUUAAGAUCGAGGCUUUGCAAGAAGAAGCCAAACUCCGCGACUCUGCUUCCAGACAUAACAGUGUCGAGCCUCACAAGUCGAAGUCAGCUGACAAACGCAGAAGGAAAUCAUCAAGGUCUCCAGACGACUUCUACAAAAAGCAGAUGGACCUCAAAAUUGAUUCUGACCGAAGACUGGCGUUACAAGCCAGACAGCACGAAAUGGAACAGAUAAAGCAGCUUAACCAGAACAGGUCUCGGAGUAGACACAGAAAGAAGAGCGCCAACCCCAACUCUGAACUGUACAAGAAUGUUCAUGAAAGACUGUUCCAUGGAGCCAGGGACAGGUCGAGAUAAAACAAGCACUCGAACAUGACCCCAAACAGCGAAAUUAUGAAUCUGUAGGGAAUCUUAGCAUUUCAUCACUAUCUAGAGGCGAGUUUAACAAGCAUCCUUCUCACUUUCAGCACU